Molecule: messenger RNA, 1497 nt
Organism: Capsella rubella
Lineage: Eukaryota; Viridiplantae; Streptophyta; Magnoliopsida; Brassicales; Brassicaceae
Product: chaperone protein dnaJ 10
Exons: 10
Coding region: 200-1396 (398 amino acids)
Source: RefSeq, a predicted model, not a curated record
UUUGAAAGUAAAAGUUUGAGACUUUUUCUAGUUUGACCCGACCCGCAGCGAAAGUGAGUUGAAAACAUAAAAAUCAUAAAAGAGAAGAGAGCCAAAAGCUUCUUGCGGUUGAUUUUGAAAUCUCGUCGCCGGCGCGUGGAGUGUUUUCAGAGAAAGAGAUAAGAGAAGAGAUUUGUGAUCAGAGAAGACGAUUUUAUUAAUGGUGAAGGAAACGGAGUACUACGAUGUGCUUGGCGUUAGCCCAACUGCUACAGAAACUGAGAUCAAGAAGGCUUACUACAUCAAGGCACGCCAAGUUCAUCCAGAUAAAAACCCAGAUGAUCCUCAAGCGGCACAAAAUUUCCAGGUGUUGGGAGAGGCCUAUCAAGUGCUAAGUGAUUCAGGACAACGCCUAGCUUAUGAUGCUUGUGGGAAGUCAGGGAUCUCAACUGAUGCAAUCAUCGAUCCUGCAGCAAUUUUUGCAAUGCUUUUUGGAAGCGAACUUUUCGAAGGGUACAUAGGACAGCUUGCUAUGGCAUCAAUGGCUUCACUUGAUAUAUUCACUGAAGGGGACCAGCUUGAUACCAAAAAGAUUCAAGAAAAAAUGAGGAUUGUCCAGAAAGAAAGAGAAGAUAAACUUUCUGAGGUUCUCAAAGAUCGACUCAACGAAUAUGUGAUAAACAAAGAUGAAUUUGUCAGUAAAGCUGAAGCUGAAGUAGCUAGACUCUCAAAUGCAGCUUAUGGUGUGGAUAUGUUGAAUACGAUUGGGUAUAUAUAUGUAAGACAAGCAGCAAAAGAGCUAGGGAAGAAAGCUAUUUAUCUCGGAGUACCGUUCGUUGCUGAAUGGUUUAGGAACAAAGGUCACUUCAUCAAAUCCCAGUUAACAGCUGCAACAGGUGCGUAUGCUUUGUUCCAGUUGCAGGAGGAAAUGAAAAGGCAGCUAAACACUGAAGGUAAUUAUACUGAGGAGGAACUUGAGGAAUACCUUCAGACCCAUAAAAGAGUGAUGAUUGAUUCACUGUGGAAGCUCAACGUUGCUGAUAUCGAAGCCACUCUUUGUCGUGUUUGUCAACUGGUUCUUCAAGAUCCAGAAGCCAAAAGAGAAGAGCUUCGUACAAGAGCAAGAGGGUUAAAAACUCUGGGGAGGAUCUUCCAGAGAGCAAAAACAGCUAACGAGAGUGAGCAUAUAGCAAAUAAUGAACCUCAAAAAUUAAAUGGAAAUGGAAAGAACCACGAUGAUGAUACCUCUACAUCGCCAAAAUAUAGUGAAGCAUCUCACUCCACCUCUGGUCCUCAGGAACCACAAAGCCCCUAUGUAGAAGAAAUCAAAGUUGGAGAUGAAAAAUACAACUACUACUUCCCGCGACCAGCACCACCUCCUGGCGCAGGGAAACACUCCUCGACUGGCUAUGAUUGAUGCAGGUGAGAUUGGAGGUAUCCCUGUAGCGGUUUCUUGCUUAUACAAAACCCUUUUGUAUAAUAUAUAUUUACACCAUGCAGUCUUAGCAUACUGAUGUU